AGUACCAUUAAAUGUUGUAUAGAUCUACUCUUAAAUCUACUGCAGGAAGCGGCAUUUAACGCUUUACAGUUAAUGGUUAUUCCUUUAAAUAGUUAAAACAACCUGUUAGGAGAAAAUAUAUAUAGACAAGGGCUAUUUAUUAUGCUGUGGAUAUUUCCUUCAUUUAAAUAAUCGUUGACAUUUCCGAGAAGAGACGAUACUUUAGGACCUGCACCGUCCUACAGAGACAGAAGAAAAAAACAUUUACCGACAGUCUUCGGUGCAGUGAAUGUAGGAGAUAUCACUGACAGUUUACCUCCAGUCUGAGACGAAGGCCGGUCCAUAAUGAAAAGUGUCAAGGUUGUAGUGGUGGGAGCUGGUGUGAUCGGAUUCUCCACUGCUGUCUGCAUCGCUGAGGCUCUUCCUUUUUGCUCCGUUACUCUUCUGGCUGAGAAGUUCAGCCCGGACACAACCAGUGAUGGAGCUGCUGGGCUCCUGUUUGCUGCAAAGUUUCCAGAUAUUCCCUUGGAAAGACAAAGACGCUGGUUUAAGGACAGCUUUGAUCACCUGUUGGCCAUUGCUCAAUCACAACACUCACCGGAGGCUGGAGUAAUGCUGAGCUCUGGCUGGCAAAUCUUCAAAGAGGAGCCCGCAGAUAAGAAGCCCUUCUGGUCAGACUUUGUGAUCGGCUUUCGACCCAUGACCGACCGCGAGCUGAAUCAGUUCCCAGAUCGCAAGUUUGGUCAGGCCUUCACCACCAUAAAGUGUGAAUGCUCGAGCUACCUGCUGUGGCUCGAGAAGAGAUUUAGAAAAGCUGGAGGCCAAGUGCAACAAAGGAAACUCAACAGUCUUCAGGAAUUAAGCAACAGCUAUGACAUCAUCGUCAACUGCUCUGGUUUGGGCUCCAAACUGCUGGUGGGUGACACCCAGGUAUACCCAGUCAGAGGGCAAGUCCUCAAGGUGGAGGCACCGUGGCUGCAGCACUUCAUCAGAGAUGGAGACGGAAUGACCUACAUCUACCCCGGCAUACACAGCGUCACUGUAGGUGGCACAAGGCAGGAGGGGGACUGGCGACUACAGGUGGACGAAGGAGACACAAAGAGCAUCCUGGAGCGCUGCAGCAGGCUGGUGCCAUCACUCAGCAAAGCCAAGGUUCUCAGCGCGUGGGUCGGUCUGAGGCCGAGCAGGAGGAAUCCAAGGGUGGAGAGGGAGCUGGUGCAGCUGCAGGGCCACCGAGUGCCUGUGGUCCAUAACUAUGGCCACGGGGCUUGGGGAGUUACGCUCGCCUGGGGUACUGCUCUGGAUGCGCUGGGGCUGGUCAAACAGUGCCUGCAUGAAAUGCCUCUACAAGCUAAACUGUGAACAAAUU
Messenger RNA from Seriola dumerili (greater amberjack), 1348 nucleotides. It is a transcript of the gene ddo, whose product is annotated as D-aspartate oxidase. The coding region runs from base 325 to 1341 and encodes 338 amino acids. The record is from RefSeq and is a predicted model, not a curated record. NCBI's taxonomy places the organism in Eukaryota, Metazoa, Chordata, Actinopteri, Carangiformes, Carangidae. The transcript is spliced from 5 exons. Gene Ontology annotation, molecular function: FAD binding; D-amino-acid oxidase activity.